CAUCUGGUCAACCCUGCAAAUAGUUCCCUCAGCACCACGGAGGGUUAAACUCCCUCCUCUGCCUUACUGUUUAACUGCUGACGUAGCCGCAGCGGCUCGGUUUACAGGCUCCAAAGGCUCUUUCAAAACUUCCGGCUGCUUUGCAACUUUGCUUUUACACAGCUUACAACAAAAGGAGAGAGCAGUCGUGCACAUGUAGCAUUUCUCACAGACUGCAAAAUUAUGAGCAUUGUUGCUAAAUAACUGCAAGGCAACCUCCUGCCUCUGUCUCUGUGAAGUCCGGCGAUGGUUCGCCGUGUGGCAGUAGUCGGUGCAGGCAGUUCGGGUCUGGCCUGUGUCAAAGUCUGCUUGGAGGAGGGCUUGGACCCUGUCUGCUUUGAAAGUAGUGAUGACAUUGGUGGCCUGUGGAAAUUUAAGGAGUCUCCAGAACCAGAUCGAUCCAGCAUCUACCGCUCUCUGGUGGUGAAUACCUCCAAAGAGAUGAUGUGCUUCAGCGAUUUCCCCAUGCCUGACGACUAUCCCAACUACAUGCACAACUCCCAGCUGCUGCAGUACUUCAGGCUCUACGCUGAGCAUUUUCACCUGCUCCAACACAUUCGCUUUCAGACCACUGUGAGGAGCGUUACACAAAGGCCAGACUUCUCAGUGUCUGGUCAGUGGGACGUAGUGACCAUGAACAAAAAUAACGAGGAAGAAAGACACAUCUUUGAUGCGGUUCUGGUGUGUUCAGGACACUAUACCCAUCCGGUCUUACCCCUGUCUGAUUUUCUAGGACACGAAACAUUCCUCGGUAGGCUUCUUCACAGCAGGGAAUAUAGAGAUGCAGAUUCCUUCAGGGGUGAAAGGGUGGUGGUUGUUGGCUUUGGGAACUCCGGAGGGGAUGUUGCGGUAGAGAUUAGCAGAUCUGCAGAAAAGACGUUUCUCAGUGUCCGGGACGGGUUCUGGGUGAUGAGCAGAAUGGCCCAUAGGGGCCUGCCCGUGGAUAUGACAUUGAUCUCCAGGUUCAACAUCCUCCUGCUGCAGCUGCUCCCCAAGACUUUAAUCAACUGGGCAGGAGAGAGAGCACUGAACCAGAAAUAUGACCAUGAACUCUACGGUCUGAAGCCCAGACACAGACUUCUGGACAAAAGGCCUCUGGUCAAUGAUGAUCUUCCUGGUCGAAUUCUUCAGGGAGCCCUUGUCAUGAAGCCCAACAUACGAGCUUUCAAGGAUUCAGGAGUUACAUUCGAAGACGGGACAGUCGAAGACAACAUUGACGCUGUGGUCUUUUGUACAGGAUAUAAAGGAAUCUUCCCGUUCUUGCCCUCUGCUCUGUCUGAAGGGCCACACAGUGAGCUGACGCUAUACAAAAGAGUGUUUCCUCCGUCUCUUCAACAACCCACGCUGGCCGUCAUGGGUUUUUUCCAAGUAAGGGGACCAAUCAUGCCGAUUGUGGAGAUGCAGGUCCGCUGGGCUGUUAAGGUGUUUUCAGGUUUGACUUGUCUCCCAUCGACGCAGAAAAUGCUUGAAGUCAUUGAGACUGAAAGGAGGUUAAACAUGCCCAGCUUCCCUAACCCUCAACAAGCUGUUCUCCAAGUUGAUUUCAUCCAUUACUUGGAUUUCAUGGCCAAGGAGAUUGGUGUUAAACCACAUCUUUGGAGACUGCUCCUAACAGACCCAGUCCUCUGGGCAAAGAUCUUCUUUGGUCCCUGCACUCCAUACCAGUAUCGCCUCACUGGGCCUGGACAGUGGGCAGGAGCCAGACAAGCCAUCCUCACACAGUGGGAGCGGGUUGCUAAGCCUUUCAGAAGCAGAGCGCUACCAGAGCCAGAGGUCCGGAGGUCUUUCCCGUGUUCUCCCUGGCUAACGGCAUGUGCAGGAACUAUGGUCAUGGCUUUGCUUUUGUCACAUAAGAUUGUCCCGUUAGUCCAACGUGCCACCCAGAUGCUGAGCAGGAGUAAGAGUUUUCUGGGUGAUUUGUGGUUCACUGACUAACCUCAAAGACUUGAAAUAAUCGUCACUUAGAAGAACUGAUGUAGAGUCGGCUGGAUCAAAGCGACUUCACAGGGAAUCAGAGGUGAUCUGGACAUGGGUUGUCUUGCUUUGUGUUUCUUUACUGAGAAUAUACAAAUAGAGUAUACUCAUCUUUUCGCCAGACUCGCUCUUCAUCGCCAGCAGUAAAACUCGUACAUUCUCAGCUCAGCUUACGUUUGCCUUUCUGCAAAUCCAGUUUAACCACUUACCUUUCUUGUCCACUGUGGACCCAGAGCAGUUUUCCCCUUGAUAGUCUUCUUUUCAGAAAUAAUUUUUUCACAUGCUGCCUGCUCCAGAGUCCAGUUGUGAAAACAUGACAGACACUCUUAAGUCUGUUAGAAUGAUCAAAAUCUUAAUCGACUAAUCCUCACUUUUGUUGGCAUCAUUUCAAGGAUUGGUCAGGACAAAAUAAGAGAGUCUUCAUCAGCGCAGACAGAACAACUGCAUAGUGUAGCAUGAGAUUAAUAUUACCUCAACAUUUAAAUUGUAUUUGCAUCAAUACUGUAACAAUGUUGCUAUCUGGGCUUUCCAUUUGUAAUGCUGCACAUUGUCUUGACGUGUCAAAGAAAUCAUUUACGGUCAUUCUCGGCUAGAAAAUUAUAUAUGCUACGAAGAGGCAA
Messenger RNA from Xiphophorus hellerii (green swordtail), 2633 nucleotides. RefSeq names its product dimethylaniline monooxygenase [N-oxide-forming] 5. The coding region runs from base 286 to 1974 and encodes 562 amino acids. The record is from RefSeq and is a predicted model, not a curated record. The transcript has 11 exons. NCBI's taxonomy places the organism in Eukaryota, Metazoa, Chordata, Actinopteri, Cyprinodontiformes, Poeciliidae. Gene Ontology annotation, molecular function: N,N-dimethylaniline monooxygenase activity; flavin adenine dinucleotide binding; NADP binding.